CAAAAGAGGCUGAGCGUUACACGUGGAAUUUUGGCUUUGCCGCUCUCGCAAGAAGGCUCGACCUAAGCUCUUCUUCUAUCACCAACCGUCGCCAUUACCUUCCCCGUCCCCCAAAAGUAAUAGAGCUAAGCCAAGAUGUCGUCCGCCGCUGUUAUGAACCUUGCCUUCAUGUUUGGCGCCAUGCAGGUGGCCAAGCGGAUCCCCUUUGACGAGCAGCCAGAGUACAUCAUCUACGCUCGAAUUGCGUACGCAACGGCCCAGGCCAUCUGCCUGCUCAUCAACUACUUCUGUGCCUGGAAGGUCAAGAAGGCAAACGACCUCACUGUGCUCAAGUACGUCGAGCCAAAGAGCCCCAUGUCGCAGGAACCGGGCGAGCUAGUCACGACGACGCACCGAGAUUACGACCUGCAGGAGAUCAGCAAGGCCACGCGUGGCGUCAUGAUGGGCACCCUCAUGGUCGGUGUCAUGCACUUCUACAUGGGCUACACCAAUCCCCUUGUCAUCCAGUCGAUCCUGCCCAUCAAGAACGCCCUCGAGUCCAAGCACGCUCAGAUCUGGAUCUGGGGCAAGCCUGCCACGGGCGACCUCAAGAGGCCCUUCAAGGCUGCCGGCGGUCUCUUCGGCGCAGCAACAGGCGCUCAGGGUGGCCCUCAGACGGACAAGAAGGCUAUCGCAGAGGCAGAAAAGGCGGGAGGUGCCAAGAAGGAGGAGUAAAUGGGAUGACGAGACUUGCUCCGGUGCUCUCGAUCUCGGAAGGAAAGGAAGGGCUGCAUGUAUUACAACUUCGCAAUUUUUCUCUCAAUUCUUCUCCGUUUCAGGCCACACGCCUGUCGGAGGUGACGAAUCGAUCUAGAUCCCAGCCUCCCUGCGGCUCCUCUACCACGCCUGCUUUUUGGAGUGUCUCGAGCGUCUGGAGGAGCACCUCUUCGCUGACUUCAUUUGUUUUUACGCUCUGGCCCUUGAGACGUUUGCCCCCACUUCCCUGCCCCUCUCGAGAGUCGCCGACCCAUCGCACACCGGCAUACCACUGGUCAACGUCCUUUGCGUCGUACUUCAUCUGCUCGACGAUUGUGCUCUUUGCUUUUUCUUCAUCACUGGUGAACUUUUUGACCUGGUCCGCCAGCUUGCCCAAGAAUUUAU
This is a messenger RNA of Acaromyces ingoldii, 1140 nucleotides long. Its product is annotated as putative PHO88-involved in phosphate transport. Gene Ontology annotation, biological process: protein targeting to ER. The record is from RefSeq and is a predicted model, not a curated record. Gene Ontology annotation, cellular component: endoplasmic reticulum; mitochondrion. The transcript has 4 exons. Bases 136 to 714 code for a protein of 192 amino acids. Lineage: Eukaryota; Fungi; Basidiomycota; Exobasidiomycetes; Exobasidiales; Cryptobasidiaceae.